AUGAAGUUUCUGUGGUCCCUCUUUAUCUUUGCUACCAACCUCUUUGCUGUCUUGGCCACGGUCCUGGUACCCUUAGACAAUUCGGUAAACCCUCAAGUCGCUGCUCGUGAUGCUCUUGAGCAACGGGAUGCUGUGCAGGUUUGCAAGGCCAUACUGAUCGCUCUUAAAGCUUCUGCGUUUUGCUCGUCGUUCGUACCAAUCGUGAAGAGCACAACUACACAGACUCGGACCGGACCUCAGCAAUUCCAGACAGUGACUAUCACACCCGACACUGCUACCGCAACUGCGACAGUGACUACUGGUGCGGCGCCGCCAGCGAGGAGAGCAAACCCAACAUGUUCCAUCAGGGGUCUGCCGGUCCCUAUCAAAGCCUUUGCAUGUGAUGUCAUCAAAGCAGCCUGCAUCGCUUUCGUCAAGCCUGGUAGAACGACUAAGACAACAACUGUACCUGGGCCAACAAGUACAACGAGUACAACUUUAGCAACCCAAACCUCGACGACGACGACGACAACAACCACAGCCCCAGCUGCCCCAACAUGUACACCGGGUCCUUUUCCUAUCGACCGCGUUUGCCAAUGCGUGUACACCGUCGCAUGUGAUACCGACUCCCCGACGGACCCAGCCCUGACCAUCUCGUCUGCUAACUAUCAACAAUGUGCUCAGACCUGUGACGACUUGAAUGAUUGCACAGCUGUCGUUUUCAGUCGUACACCAAAUGGUGGAGGGAUCUGCAAAAUAUAUGCGCUCUCUCAAGCUCCUACAACCGUCUCUGCGCCAGGCGUUGUGUUUGUAUCAAGAGACACGGGAAGUUGUGGUAAUACAAGCUGCGAUUCUUGA
This is a messenger RNA of Cadophora gregata, 837 nucleotides long. RefSeq lists its product as uncharacterized. The transcript is spliced from 2 exons. Lineage: Eukaryota; Fungi; Ascomycota; Leotiomycetes; Helotiales; Ploettnerulaceae. The record is from RefSeq and is a predicted model, not a curated record. The coding region runs from base 1 to 837 and encodes 278 amino acids.